AUGAGUUCCGAUGCCGCUGGGUCGAUAUUCCCUAAUGGGAACACACGAGAAGAGAUUCGCGAGAGAUUCAACAGACCGGUCGCAAACUCUGGUAGAGACGGCAACGCAUCAUCCAUGCCGCCUCCAGCAUACUCUCCGCCUCCUGCGUACACCUACCUGCCAAACAGUCGUCAGAGGGCACCACCGCCUUGGAAUUACUCCUACCCUAAUAUGGGCCCGAGCCGACAACCUUACCCGGGCCCGUAUCCUGGAUAUCCCGGCUAUAGAUAUAGCUCAAUUUGGCCUCCGCCAGCAGCGCCUUCCAUGGCGCCUACGAUGAUGCCAAAUGCUCCUCCGGGUAAUGCAUUUGGUCCCCCCUACAUGCCACCACUUCCCCAUGGUCCCGGGAAUGCGCAUACUAACCCAUUUGUCUACCUCGCGCACCACUCUCCCAGAAGCGCAUUUACUAACUACAUGGCUGGACACCGGGGCGGUCACCAACAACCUGCCGGCUACCGACAAACUCCUGGUCCCCAACAAGGCGCCGGCCCCCAGCCCCCUAUUCCAACGGCCCAGCCGAACUUAAACGAGCGACCCGAUGACAUGUACUUCUGGACGGAGCAAGACCUCAUCAGAUGGAUGUCGGACAUCUACCGGCCGCUGGCGGGAGUCAUCGGGCGCAUCGUCCAGAAGGAACUACGCCUGGGAGAGCAGCCCAAGGUCAAGUUCGAGCUGUACCCCGUGCGCGUGGACGACUACACCGGAGAGCCGGACAUGGUACCGCAGACGAUGUCGCGCGGGCCCAUUUACCAGAUCACGCUCCCCGCCGCCAGCGGCCGAACCGUCGCCGACCUCGAGAGGGUGCGGGAUGCGCUGCGGGACGAGCUCGGCGUGCAGCCGAACCCGUGGCACAAGAUGGUCGGGUUCGUGUUCCGGAUCUCGCGGCGCGGGCGGGCGGGCGAGCACGCGGCCGCCAAGCGCUCCUGGGUCCCGCCCACGUGCGUCUACCGCUUCUCGCGCACCCAGCGGUGCUACGUGGCCCGGCACGUCACGCCCGCGCUCGACGGCAUCAAGGAGCUCGAGAAUACCUUCGACCACGGCGACGACAGCGACGACGAUCAGGACGACCUGGUCAAUGAGAUGUGGAGCGACGUGCGGCGCCGCAGCUACUUUGCGCUUGCGCCUGCGCAAGCGCAAAACCAAGCGAAUGACUACAUGUAG
This is a messenger RNA of Daldinia caldariorum, 1200 nucleotides long. RefSeq lists its product as uncharacterized. NCBI's taxonomy places the organism in Eukaryota, Fungi, Ascomycota, Sordariomycetes, Xylariales, Hypoxylaceae. The record is from RefSeq and is a predicted model, not a curated record. The coding region runs from base 1 to 1200 and encodes 399 amino acids. The transcript has a single exon.